AUGGCACCCGGUGCUCUCGUGGCCGAGGCCACCUCGCCCUCCUCGACCCCCACGCCCUCCCUCCCAAAGCAGACACCAGCCCAAUCACAGAAGCGCCGCAACGACCAGGCACCACGGGACAUCUUCCCCGACGGCAUCCGCACCUCGGGCCAGCACAACCCGCUGUACGACCAGCUCAAGCCGUAUGCGGCGUUUCCCAAGGAGAUCACAGGCCCGACGGUCUGGCGCAAAGAAGACUACGAGGGCCAGCCCGAGCGGUGGGUGCACCGGUUCAGCGAGGCCGAGAUUGACGAGCUCAGCGCGGCGGCGGACGCCUUCAUCGCGAGCGGCACGCCGCUGACGGGCAUUGCCAAGCACAACUUCCCCCUGCCGCGGCUGGCCCAGGCGCUCGGGCGCGUCCGCAGCGACCUGCUCGACGGCAAGGGCUUUGUGCUCUUCAAGGGCUUCCCGGCGGACCGGUGGUCGCCGCUCAAGAACGCCGCGGCGUACAUGGGCCUGGGGACGUACCUGGGCUACUUUGUGUCGCAGAACGGCCGCGGCCACGUGCUGGGGCACGUCAAGGACGUCGGCGACGACCCGACGCAGAUCCACAAGGUGCGCAUCUACCGCACGACGGCGCGCCAGUUCUUCCACGCCGACGACGGCGACCUCGUGGGCCUGCUCUGCGUGCACCGCGCGCUCGAGGGCGGCGAGAGCGACAUUGUCAGCAUGCACCACGUGUGGAACACGCUGCAGCGCGAGCACCCGGACGUCGCCGCGCUCCUGACGCAGCCCGUCUGGUACUUUGACCGCAAGGGCGAGGUGUCCGCCGGCGACGACCCCUACACGCGCCAGCCCGUCUUCUACCUCGAGCCCGGCGGCCGCGGCCGCGUCUACAGCAAGUGGGACCCCUACUACGUGCGGUCGCUGGCGCGCUACUCGGACGCCGGCGUCAUCCCGCCGCUCAGCGACGCGCAGCGCCACGCCAUGCAGGUCCUCGAGGACACCUGCCAGCGGCUGGCGCUGCACAUGGUGCUCGAGGUCGGCGACAUCCAGUUUGUCAGCAACUGCCACCUGCUGCACGCCCGCACCGCCUACAAAGACUACCCGGCGCCCGCGCCGCGGCGCCAUCUGCUGCGGCUGUGGCUGUCGACGCCCGAGACCGAAGGCGGCUGGACGCUGCCGUUCCCCGACAGCCAGGAGCUGAAGCGCGGCGGCAUCCAGGUGGACGACACGCCGCCGGUGUGCCCCUUGGAUGCGGAGUAG
Molecule: messenger RNA, 1245 nt
Organism: Sporothrix brasiliensis 5110
Lineage: Eukaryota; Fungi; Ascomycota; Sordariomycetes; Ophiostomatales; Ophiostomataceae
Exons: 1
Coding region: 1-1245 (414 amino acids)
Molecular function (GO): oxidoreductase activity
Source: RefSeq, a predicted model, not a curated record